GCCUGCCAACACCGGUUUACUGCUGCCUUCCCUGUUCUUUAUCCUCUCCCCUGGCCGAGCUCGUCCACCGAUCAUCGAGCAGAAUUGGCUUUUUCUUGGUGCUCCACGUUGCUUAGAGCGAGGAAAUUUCAGGUCUCCUCUGAGAAAUCGCGACUCUUUUUCGUUUUCUUUGGGAGCGGGCUGGUAAAAUUUUGAAGCUUCGUUCUUCCGAGUUCAUAAUUUGGUUCCUCUCCAGUAAUUUCUGAUGGCAUCUUGGUACUCUGCAUCAUGUUAUAUUGUUAUUUCUAUGAUAAAAAUCGAUUUUUUUAUGCUGAUUGCGGUAGAUCCUUGGCUUUUUUCGGCGGAGUUGGUUGACCUUGUAGCUUUUCUGCCCCCAGUUUUUGGUUCAUCCGUUUGUUUGAUGGAGCGCUCAGUCGAGUGGUUCCAAAAUCAUUUCUUUCUAUCUUUCGAAGUGCUUUGAUCUUCUGUAUCCCAUGCUUUUGAUGUCAAAAGAGCGAUCUUUUUAUCUUCCUUCUUUUGUGUUUCAAGUGGUUCGAGUUCUCGGCAUUCUUUGGGGGGGCAAUAUAUCUUAUUUACUGGGCUGGAUUUGGGUGUUUCAGCGAUCUAAAGCGACCAAAGGAGGCGACGAUCGAAGCUGUCCUGGUCAAAGAACGGAAGCAGUAUGCGGUGGCUGUGUCUCUCAGUCGAUGUUCUUCGGAAAGGCGUCUCCUUGAACUUGUACUGUCGGGUCAUACUGUAGCUCGACUUGCCUCUCCUCUGGCUCGCUCUUUAUCUCUGUUUCUGGUCUCAAAGCACUCUUGUGUUUCUCCUCCGAGUCCUUGUUGCUUUCUUCCUCAAUUCUACCGGGAUUUGCUCUUCUUCUUUCUGUAGAUUCAUCUGGUUUUGUUAUUCCUGUCCUUCUUCUCUGCAUCGCUUUUGGGUUUCUGGUGGACUGGUUCGAUCUUAAGCGCAAGAAAGAGAAGUAAUGGUGUGCCAAGCUGCGGCUCAGACGAGAUUCCGAGCAUUGAAACAUGAGAGUGGGAUUGCUGGUAGCUCCACCAUAAUCGUUAGGAUCAUAGCUUGCUUCCAGCCAUUACAGGAUUGCCAGGCCGAGUACUUCCGCCACCUCCUCAAGCCGGUCACGUAGAUUAGCUUCUGUUUGCUUUGCUGAAUAAGGCUGUGAUUAUUGCAGUUGCUAGUAGAUAAUCUUGUGGAAAUAACAUUUGAUCUUUGCUGAUUGCCACCGGUGCUUGCUUUGUGGGGAGUCACUGAUGAAGAAAUACCCUGAUCCUUGGGUCAAUAUGCCGCACUCAACAUGGCUGUUUAGUAGCUCGAACUCUGCUGCUGAUCUCCAGAAGCCGGAUAUCAGCCGACAGAAUGCGCCAUUCAGGGCGUUCCCUAACUACAUCAACCCCUUUGGCUGCUCCUCCUCUGGUGACGCUGCCGCACCGUUCCCUCGGAUUCCAGCGCGCAUAUCCGCUGAGACCAUGCCAACUUUGAAUCCUCCUGCAAUCCCCACCUUUGGCACACCGGAGUUUGCUGGAUCUCACAAGAGAUUUAUGGGUUUCAGUCAGUCAUGGGAUCAAACAAGCUUAAUUUUCAGCUCAUCAUGGAACCCAUAUCUGACUCUUAAUCCUACAAAUCAAAGCCUGGACCUUCAGGGGAGCAACGAAGUAGUUUCCGUUGGACACGGAGGAGAGGAGAUGCAUGAAGAUACCGAUGAAAUCAAUGCACUUUUGUACUCAGACUCCGAUGAUGAAGAUUACGGGGAAGAGGAGGCCAGCACAGGGCAUUCCCCGAUCGAGCCAACAGCAGGGAGCUCAUCGGAGGUAGCUAGCUCUGUCCUCCCUGUCAAGAGGAAGAGAAUUGACGUGGAUGAGCCUGAUGCUUUGCUUGCAGACACAGCAAGCUCCCACCAUCAUGACCUUGGUUUGGAAUUCAGGAACAGAAAUACCAACACCGAUGGUGAAUCGAGCUGUGUGAGGGGAGAGGACCAGGACCGCAAGCGGAUUAAGAGGGAGAAGAUACUAGAGACGGUCAGGGUUCUCAGGAGGAUCAUCCCAGGCGGGAAGGGAAAGGAUGCGGCCACCGUCCUCGACGAGGCCAUCUGCUAUCUGAAAUCUCUCAAGCUGAAAGCCAAGGCUUUAGGUGCUACGCCACUGUUGGAACUCCGGUAGCAUCCCCAUUAUCUUCUCCUACGUAUAAAUAUUAGUAUUGCAAGGUGGUAUUAACCGCAGUAGUAGUAGUGUUACCAGUUCUCUAGGUCAAUGAAGAAAGAAGCAAAAGGGAGAAGGCAAUGAGUUCUCUCCACACGGAUCCAAUAAUUGAAGGUGUGAAUCAGUACCGGAAGACCACAGCUUUGGUGGAGCGUGAGAACUCUCAGUGUCAUUGCUUUGACGGUGGGUGAGUGAGGAAGAUAUCAUGGUCCAAUAAAGCAUAAUUACGUCCUAGCCAUGGAGGAUUCCUAAUCGAUGCAAAGGGAGACCGAGAGAGGCCCCCCCCACCCCUUCCUUUUGACCAAAAGCGAAUGAUGCCGGGCAUGGAGAUCGCGCGUGUGCCAUGGAUUCGAUAGAGUGGGAGCGCGCCUGUGCAUGCGCGGUCGUUGGGUGGGUCGUGAUCGCUCUUCCUCUUCCAUGUUCCAUCUUUUCAUCCAGCUUUGUGCUGUAGUAGUAGUAGUAGCUUUAAGGGAGGGUUUAGAAACUGGAGGAGAUUGCUGCUUGACUCUACUGUUGCAUUCCACGAUGACUUUGAUGCUUGUUGACUUCAUGAUUAGCUUUGUUAAAGAAUGGUGUUUGGGGAGGACUGUGGACCACUCUGUGAGCUCUGUUCCCAAUUCGGGAGCCAGGCUGAAGUCCUCAGGUUCAGUGAGGAGUGCCAUGCAUUGAUGUGGGGCUCUGCUCGUGGAGCUUUGUGAUUACUACUGCUUCCUUCUCUCCUUCAGCUGCCACAGGCUUGACGUUGCCUGUGGUAGCUUAUCCCGGUCCUCAAGAGGCUCCCAUGGCAGCAUGGUGCUGCAAGUUCAUAGAUCUUAGGUGAUCAGAUUGAUGCAUGGCUUUUGUAUCUGCUGUCCUUAUUCCUUCUGCUUUAAUAUAAUUUGAUCACCAAAGUGGUGAAGACAGGUAGAGGACGUCCUGUAAUAUGGCUACAUAUCAAAGAUCUUUAGCGAAUACUAAACAUAUAAAUCAAGUCAUUACUAA
Molecule: messenger RNA, 3176 nt
Organism: Musa acuminata subsp. malaccensis (wild Malaysian banana)
Lineage: Eukaryota; Viridiplantae; Streptophyta; Magnoliopsida; Zingiberales; Musaceae
Source: RefSeq, a predicted model, not a curated record